Messenger RNA from Poeciliopsis prolifica (blackstripe livebearer), 6863 nucleotides. RefSeq names its product protein shisa-7 (gene shisa7a). Gene Ontology annotation, cellular component: dendritic spine membrane; AMPA glutamate receptor complex; postsynaptic density. Gene Ontology annotation, biological process: regulation of AMPA receptor activity; regulation of short-term neuronal synaptic plasticity. The transcript has 7 exons. The record is from RefSeq and is a predicted model, not a curated record. Bases 1632 to 3761 code for a protein of 709 amino acids. Lineage: Eukaryota; Metazoa; Chordata; Actinopteri; Cyprinodontiformes; Poeciliidae.
GCGCAGUUAGUGAGGCACCGACACCAGAGGAACCAGCGUCAGUCAGUCAGCUCCAGCAAGCCUGCUGGGGAGGGAAGAAAACUGAGAUCGGAAGAGCUUUCGGAACAAACAAACCAAAAACAAAACAUAAAUGCAUCAGAUAAAAUAAAACAAGUGGCACAUCUCGCAGCAGCGGUUCGAUCUGUCCUCAUCAUCUUCUGCCACGAUAACAGGCUGCCAUCAGAGGAGCGCGGAGAUGUACAGUGCGCAGGCUCUCCACAGCAUCAAACCCCAGAGCAGCGCACAGAUCCCAUUGUCGACUUGUUAACCUGGAGAGAGUUUUGGCCGUCAAGCUUUUCAAAGACAACAAAAAGAGAAACAACCCCCUUGGAAUAAUAGUCAGUGGACGAAUUGCUGCUUUGUGGGACUCUGUACUUCACACCCAAACCCUCCUAAGAAGGUUAGAGGAGCAUGUAAGUGAAACAAGUGGAGCCCUCUGUGAUUUCAGCAUUCUGUCUCCCCCAUCUGUGCCUACAUUCUCCGCUACAGAUAGGGACGUUUUGAUAAUUACAUAUAAUUAUAAUUUCUGUGGGAGACAGAUCUGCCUCUGUCUAUUAUUGCCAACACCUCCAGUACAAUAACUUCACACAUUUACAUAUCUCUCAACAAAAGUGAUAUUCUCUGAACCCCCUGGAGAUCAAUCAGGAAUAAUUCUGCUCCGACUGACAUGUCACAUGCAAAAGCAAUGUGCCAUUCAUCUCAUAUCUAUUUAAGGAUACGGCUGAGUGACAAGGGUGACUUUUUUUUUUCAUAAAAAUCUGCCUGAAAAACCAUGGCAUUUAGCUCUUGUUGCUGCACGUUUUAAAAGGCCGGCAGUCAUUCUUCUGCUUCAUGUGUGCUCGUAAUUUUUUCCGCCUUCUAGCACAUGAGCAGAGCCUUCCUCGUUAUCACCCACAGUCCAGUCACAGUAACGGCUUGUGCCAGGCGAGCGCUGACCAAACUGAUCCCGAUGGAGUCCUCCGAAAUGAGUCGGCAUUAAUGGACAAUAUCGAUCCACAUUGUUUGAUGGACAUAAAAUCCCCAAAUUUGUUAGAGCACUAUUCUCAUACAUUUCUUCUGAUAGCGACAUCUGCCUACAAAUGAAUGAAGUCCUGAAUGUAGAAAGUGCCAGACUGAACUAGUUAGCGGAAGAUGAAUAGAACAGACAAAACACUCCCUGUGAACCAUUUCUCAAGUGCCAGAGUCAGCAGACGAAUGUACAGGAGAGUCUUGUUUUAUUGAAUCAAUUUGGUACUCAUAGAGGACUAUUGGGGCCAGAAAUUGAAACCGUAUCCAUCAGGGUAUUUUUAAGAGAGAUGGGAACAAAGCUAUUAUGCUUUCAGGGUCUUUCAUAAAAACAAUGUCAUUACCAUUCAGAUUAAAUACUGGCACACACAUUAAUGCACUCAUAAAUUGACGGAAAUAUACUUUUUCUUUUAAAAAUGACAUUAUUUAGCAUACCUGAAUGAAUUCCGUGAUACAUCUUUGAUAUCCAGAAGGCUGUACAUUAAAUUCUUCACAUGGCGUUUUAGUGGGUUAAGCUGGGAAAGCGGAUAAAGCUUUGUAACUACAUUGACUCAACAACAGAAAAUAGGUGUCUUAGUCAUGUAAAAAUGACGCCCACCACCUAUCUCCGAGUCCUUGCCGUCUCCCUGCUCUCCCUCUUCGCUGCCCCUCUUACCAGUGCAGUGGAGCCCUCUUCGUCCCCUCCUCCUCAGCAUGUAGAUCGCUCCGGGAGGCCGUUCACCGAGCAGCCGGACGCAGAUUCCAGCUCCUCUCUUCUGCUCCUUGCCAUCCAGGCCAAUGCCAGGCCAGCGGCUCUACGGAGCAAACCUAAAGCCCCAGAGGAACCUCCAGACACCUCAGAGAGAGUUCUGGAGCCGCUUCCCAAGCCCCUGGCCCAGGUGACGUUUCCGAAGAAUGCAACCUCUUCUGAGGGCCUAGGAGGAGGCAAUUUUGGGGCAGCCCACAUCCCACCCCGCAUCAUGGAUGGAUGGACAGAUGUUUGUUGGGGUUACUACGAUGUGAUGGGACACUUUGACAAUGCUUUCAACUGCUCCAAGGACUCAUACAUCUACUGCUGCGGAACAUGCCACUACCGCUUCUGCUGUCCAGACCAAAGCCGCAAGCUGGUGCAGGACCUCUGUACAAACUACAACUCUCCAGACUGGGCCAAGCCACAGACAGAGGCCAUGAUGAUACCAGAGGAGGUGGGUCCCGACCCGGACUACGAUCCACUGAAGCAGCAGAGCCACAACACGGGAUUUGUCAUCGGUGGUGUUGUUGUGUUCAUGGUGGCUGUGGCUGUGGGUAUCAAGGUGUGUUUCAACAAGGUCCAACAGGAGGCCAACCAGAGAGACCUGAAUAUGCCCAGAGCCCUGGUUGACAUGUUGCGACACCAGUCGAGUCCGGUCCAGCAGGAUGAAAGAAACAACAGCGUGGCUCUGACCGUCGCAGACGGACAGGGGACGCUGGGAAGAGCUCCGAAAAAUCUCUACGCCCCGGGAGUGCCCAGCAAGGACAACAGAUUGGGCAAUCUGCAGCACAAUUUCAUCCACUCAUCAGGCUCCAGCCCCAAACACACUGCGACUAUCGAGCGCACCCCUCGGAUGAACAAUGCUCAGCUGGCAGCUGGAGGCACCCUGCUUUCCAGCAAACACAACAACACCAAAUCCCAGCCGUCCUUCCAUCACUCCCUGCACAACCUGGCCCAGCUGCCGCCCUCCUACGAAAGUGCCACCAAACCCGAGCUCAACAGAUACUCCUCACUCAAACGCCUCGAGAAAGGACUCGAUGAGUACUCGUCUGGUUACUGCACCACCAAGCGCCGACCCCACACGGCUCAGCCGGCCCUCCAGUCCUCCCAGCACCACCUCCACUGGGGUGGAGACUACACCCUCAGUGGGAGAGGAACCCUCCCCAGACACGCCAUCCGUCCCUGGAUCCCGCCGCCCCCCUCUGGGAUGCCUGCCUCUCCCACUCCCAAUCCUUACCCUCUGGAUCCCCCUGAGCCCCAGUACAAUCCCAACUACGACACUCUGUCCAAGCCUGCGAGGAAAGUGAAGUCCACCGAUCAGCUGCUCAACAUGGGCGACGUCCCCGGCAACACCGGGACGCUGUCUCGGAUGUCCAAGAACCAGCAACACCAGUACCACAAAGCCAUUGCAGCCUCCAACAAGAACACCAACAUGCAAACCCUGACCAGGAAGCCGAAGGACAGGCAGGAGAUACAGGACAGGCAGGAGAGGAUGCUCAUGUCCCCGGACCACUUGGAGGACAGGAUGGGGGUCAGCGGGAUGGGAGUGGUGGAUCCCUAUGCCCACACAGGAACUGGCAUCGUCCCCACGCUGCCGCGGCAGCAGAAGGCCCAGUCCCAGCAGAACGUGUGUGCCACGCCUUCCCUCGACCGGCACCACAUGAUCAAGAUGAACUCUCACCCCACGUCUGGCCGGGAGCAGGAGAGAAGCACGGGCAUGACGAGUCACGUGAGCGGGGGCGUGGGCUGGUCGGGGGAGGUGGCCGGGCCCGGGGCCGGGGCCGGGGCUGGGGUCGUCAUGGGAACGGGAACGCUGGGGGGCCACAGCGCCAGGAGGAUGGCUUUCGCAGCGAAAAGGCAGAACACCAUCGAGCAGCUACAUUUCAUACCAGGAGGAGGAGGCAGCGGCGGCGGCGGGGGGUCUGCAGGAAGCGCAGGAGGCAGUCAGGGGAUCAGGACGGGGAGUAAGAACGAGGUGACGGUGUAAGGUAAAAAUCCCUUAGACGUAGGGGAAUAGAUCACCCUUCUGCAUUUAACUAUUAGAUACAAUUACAAAUAAAACUAGAAGUAUUCAGUAGAAACAGUAACGUGUUUAGGCUAUUCAAAUUAGUUUUCUAUUUAAUCAGAUUAGCUUGAGUAAGACUACCUGUAAAACUAAAAGUCUAGGUGGGCACAACUUUGUGAUAGCCUACAUCAGCCAUAUUUUCUAACCGAUUUUUGCCAUAUCGCCAUAUACAGCAGUGCCAUUACUCGUAGAAGGACUGGUGAAACAAAACCAAUAGAGGAAUAGUUCAUGAUUUAGUUUUUCUAUAUCUAUAUAUAAAUAUAUACAUACACACACAUAUUUAUAUAUUUGUGUGUUUUUCAAGAAGUACUCAGGAGCCAUAUUAGAUAUAAAGUAUGAGACGUUGAAACUUGGUUUAAGGAAGCAGAGGACUUCAGAGGAGAGAGCCAGCUGCCUGGACUGAUGUUGACAUGUUAGGCUGAGGAAACCGGAUCAGUCUCAAAGACCAUUGUGCCUGCAUGGUGAAACAUUUUGGAUAUUUUACAUUCUGGAUAAAAAAAAACUCAUCUUGACACAAGGAGACUGAACUGCGCUUUUGCUUCCUAAUUUGGUGGACAAGGCUGUUUUCCAGCAGGACUCCUCGCCUGAAUUUCAAACCGAGGACGGACCCAAAAUUAACAAUCCGACACCUGGGUUGCCUAAUUUUCCACGUGACCUUAGAUUUCAAACAAUCAGAGGAACACAAACUCUGACCACAGCGACGCUACAAGGAAGCCGAUAUUCAAAAAUGAUACAGGGUCGUUUUCGGGGGCUGACGAUUUCCCCUGCUGUUUCCAUUCACAGAUCAGGCCCUACCAAAUAAUACAGAGCCAUCUGUUUUAAUAUUACCCAAAAAGAAGAAGCGUGUGUUCAGUUCACCUCCAGGGAGGCGACUUGCUGUGCGAUACGUUUGCUUACAAAGAGCACAAAGAGGAUGCACUUAGACAACUGUCCUUCAAAGCCAUCUUUUUGGAGAUACAGAGGAAGUGUUAACCCUGGAAGCUGGUCUGACAAUCACCACUUAGUUAUUACCACAAAUGAUACAAGCCAGUGAUGUUUUGUACAGUCAAAGGAUUGUCUUUGGAGCGAGCCGGUGAGAAAAACAUCCUCAGAGUCCGGAGUGGGGGUGAAAGACUCGGACGGAUAGGAAGCCCUUCACGUCUUCAAGACAAGGAACUUGCUGUAUCAUAAUGCACUUCAGCCAGUAUGAGUUAGAAAAAAUAUAUAUAUAAAAAAAUAGAAAAAAAAUCAUCAAUAACAACGCUUAUCAAUACUAAGGGCUAUCCUAUCCUAUAUACUGUAGUAUGUGAUAUCUGUGGUCCAUAUAAAAUGCUCUCUCUUUCUAUCAAUUUUGUGUUGAUAUUGUCAUGAUGUAUCAAGUAUCAAUGUGUACGAACAAAACAAACAAAAAAAAAACUACAAAAAAAUAAAAACAAGAGCAAUUUAAGCACAGUUCCAGGAGAAACACAGAGACAAAACUUUGCACAAACCAAGUCCCCUGAUAUUUGCACCAGACGCGAGCACGCUCCGUGUCGUGUCCUCAAGGUUUACAUUCUGCACGAGCUCGGCCGACCAGAGCGCGACUCAUCUAUGGAAGAGGGUACUGCAUUGAGAGAGGGUUUAUUUUUGUUCCUUAUUUUUAUUUCUGUUCUUAUCGAGUGAAAUCAGAGGUGUGAGUGACGGAAGGAACGUUUCGGCCAGGGGAUAAGACGAGGCGAAACGCUGAAGAGCAGAAACACACGACUCCAUUUGGACAAUCUUCCUAUACACAGUGCUAAAUGUAGUUGUUAUAAAUUUGAUGGAGUGUUAUUAUUAAUAAUUAUUAUAACUGUUAUGGUUAUUAUUAACAAUUAUCUUAUGAUAUGUGAUGUUCUUUUACUUGGUGGGAUUUUAAGUGUUUAUUGUUUUUAGAUGACUUUACAUUUUCAUGACUAGUUGUUUUGUUUUUCUUUCUUUUUUUUUUCUUUCUGGUCAUUAAGAUUUUGAGAAGUCUCCAAACCUUGAUGCAUGCCAGCUCCAUUUCAUUGAGAGGCAUUGACCAAAAGCAUGCCUGGCAUUUCUAAAGGGUCGUCAAUGCUUCGAAUGGCCAAACCCUCCAGCUGUAUGUACCGUGCCUAGACAUCAGCCUUACGACUUCUUUGUCUCAAGUGAUUACUUAAGGUUUCCACUCGGGUACAAAAAAAUAAAAAAUACACGUUUCGAAAAAUUCUGCAGCCUUCUAGCUAGACGUGCAUCGAGAGAGUUUCUUCUGCAGCAGCCUGGCCGGCUAACUCAUGGCGGGCUGUGCGCACAAAACCCUACGAUGCCAUAAUGUUUGUAUGUUCAGGUGAAUGUUGAGUACAGAGGAGCGAGAGGACUGAACGGAAACUUGAAAGCUUUGAAGUGCAGUGUCUUUUUUCAGGGAAAUAGGACAGACAACGUAGAAGUUGUAUUCGAUUUCUUUUUUUUUUUUUUUUUUUUUUAAAUAGAACCACAAAAAGGUCUGUAGCAAAGUCUGUAAUAACUCACAAGCCAUAUCCAUUUAAUACUCAUCACAGUUUUUAUAAAUGGUUAAUCUAAUUUGUGGAAGUAUUGUAUUUUGUAUAGCUAGUACAAUCAGAAUAUUUUGAGUGAUCUCUUCAACAUUAAUUUGAGGAUACAAAAAAAAAAAACCUUACGUGUUAGUAUUUAAUGAACUGUACAGUGCCAAACUCAUAACAUUUUGUUGUCUUUUUAUUCUCAUAGCAUCCUCCUAUAUAGGGGUUAUUUCUUUUUGUCAUAAAGGAGAAGUAAUUGGCAAGCAGGUACACUGAGAAGCUUGUUUUAUUUGGAGAGAAAUGAAUGACUAUGGUGUGCAUUUUUACCAUGAUGAAUUCAUUUCGAAGGGAAGAUGCAUAAAAGCCACCUGAGGCGGACAGGCAGAGUGAUCAGUAAAGGAAAUUUAUGGAUUUAUUUUCAUGCUGAUAGAUUUAAAUACGAAACCCUUUUUGUUAUUGUUGAAUGCAUUGAUUCCCUUGGAUACGACAGUGACAAAGAAUUUGUAUAAUAAAGUUGGUGGAAAAAAUG